Messenger RNA from Girardinichthys multiradiatus, 2321 nucleotides. It is a transcript of the gene pfkfb4a, whose product is annotated as 6-phosphofructo-2-kinase/fructose-2,6-biphosphatase 4a. Gene Ontology annotation, biological process: fructose metabolic process; fructose 2,6-bisphosphate metabolic process. Gene Ontology annotation, cellular component: cytosol. NCBI's taxonomy places the organism in Eukaryota, Metazoa, Chordata, Actinopteri, Cyprinodontiformes, Goodeidae. The record is from RefSeq and is a predicted model, not a curated record. Gene Ontology annotation, molecular function: ATP binding; 6-phosphofructo-2-kinase activity; fructose-2,6-bisphosphate 2-phosphatase activity. The coding region runs from base 224 to 1588 and encodes 454 amino acids. The transcript is spliced from 14 exons.
GUCAGAUGGUGGGUGGGGUGAAGGAGGCUGCGGACGACUGACAGGUAGAGGUAGCUCCUUCAUCACAUCCAUUUCUGUAGCAGUCUCCUCCCGACCUGCAGGUCCCUCACACUCUCACGUACCAAGAGGGGGGUGUACGCUGAGCAUCGCCGGAGUGGGCUGCUGUUGGAGGCACGUACACACCGCCGCGCAUUGCGCUUCAUCAGACACUCAUCUUACGACCAUGAGAGGCUGCUCCAGCCGAUCCAAGUCCACUCAGAACCAAGGCAAGGCGGUAUGUAUGACCAACUGUCCCACCCUGAUCGUGACCGUGGGCCUUCCUGCAAGAGGAAAGACUUAUAUCUCCAAGAAGCUGACCCGCUACCUGAACUGGAUCGGAGUGCUGACCAGAGAGUUCAAUGUUGGACAGUACCGAAGGGAGUUCCUGAAGAUUUACAAGUCCUUCGAGUUUUUCCGUCCCGACAAUGAGGAAGGGUUGAAGAUCAGAAGGCAGUGUGCUUCAGCAGCUCUGAAUGAUGUGCGACAAUAUCUAACAGAGGAAGGAGGCCAGGUCGCCGUGUUUGAUGCGACAAACACCACCAGAGAAAGAAGGGACACCAUCUUGGAGUUUGCGGAACAGAACGGCUUCAAGGUUUUUUUUGUAGAGUCAGUGUGUGAAGACCCAGAAGUCAUACAGGAAAACAUCGUUCAAGUGAAGCUGGGAAGCCCUGACUACACAAACUGUAACACAGAAGAAGCCGUGGAGGAUUUCAUGAAGAGGAUAAAGUGUUAUGAAAACUCUUAUGAGACGCUAGAUGAGGUUCUAGACAGGGAUCUUUCCUUCAUCAAAAUUAUGGAUGUAGGCCAGCGCUACUUGGUUAACAAGGUGAUGGACCACAUCCAGAGCCGGAUCGUCUACUACCUCAUGAACAUCCACAUUACACCUCGCUCAAUCUACCUGUGUCGCCACGGGGAAAGUGAGCUUAACGUCAAGGGUCGGAUUGGAGGAGACUCUGGUCUUACGCCAGGGGGCAAAGAGUUUGCCAAGAAGCUAAACCAGUUCAUCCAGACACAGAACAUACGUGAACUGAAAGUGUGGACCAGUCAGAUGAAGAGGACCAUCCAGACAGCAGAGGCCCUCAAUGUUCCCUAUGAGCAGUGGAAGGUCCUCAAUGAGAUCGAUGCGGGUGUGUGUGAGGAGAUGAGGUAUGAGGAGAUCCAGGAAAAUUAUCGUCUGGAGUUCGCCCUGAGGGACCAGGACAAAUACCGCUAUCGCUAUCCAAAAGGAGAGUCCUAUGAGGACCUGGUGCAGCGCUUGGAGCCGGUCAUCAUGGAGCUGGAAAGGCAGGAGAACGUACUGGUCAUCUGUCACCAGGCCGUCAUGCGUUGUCUGUUGGCCUACUUUUUGGACAAGGCGGCAGAGGAGCUGCCGUACCUGAAGUGCCCACUCCACACUGUACUGAAGCUGACGCCUAUGGCCUAUGGAUGUAAAGUGGAGUCCAUCAGCCUAAAUGUGGAGGCAAUCAACACGCACAGAGAAAAACCAGAGAACGUUGACAUCCAUCGUACCACUGAAGACGCCCUUCAGACUGUCCCUGCUCACCACUGAUGCCUGUGUUGGAAUCUGCUGACACUGAAGUUGAAUGUUCUCUCCCACUCGUAAUGGACUUGUUGUGUUUCUCACAUUUCCAGUCAUCCCAACCUCAUCUCACCUCUUACCGAUUGGGUGGAUGACACACUACUGCCACAAUGUAUAACUCCCCAUGUGACCCGUGUUUGUCCUGUUCAAGGGGUUUUAUGGAGUUUAACCAGAACACUGGACUAUUAUGACCCAACAGUUCAUAUCUGAAAGUUACAGUUUGAUGAUAGAACAGCUGAUGCAUGUAUUUAUGAUUCAGACCUUUUGCCUUUCACGUGGUGGGGUGUUAUGAACAGAGUCCACUCUGUUGUGAAAUUCACCGUUUUCAGUGUAUUGUGCAGCAGGCAGAUUUAACAAUGGGAGGUUACUGUAACGUGUUUAAGUGUUAAAUUGUGUGGUUCUUUAUCCGAUAAUCAUAUUUGCUGCAUGUUUGACCUUGUGCAAUCAUAAAUUCACAUGAAGGUGGCUUCAGUGACUAUGUGCAAUUGGUAGGUUUUAAACCUGCUUAAAAAAAAACUAGCUGUGCUGAUAGGAGUGAAUGGGGUAGAGCAGUGCUACUUUGGUAAUUGGUUAUUUUGUUGUUGUAAAGCAACACAUUUAAGCAAUAGAAAUGCAAACAGGAUCUUUAGCCAAAAUAAGGGUUUUGUUCUUGACCUAAAAUGUUUGUUCCAACUUUACUGCAAUAAAGAUGUUAUUUUUCUAA